Molecule: messenger RNA, 890 nt
Organism: Exophiala xenobiotica
Lineage: Eukaryota; Fungi; Ascomycota; Eurotiomycetes; Chaetothyriales; Herpotrichiellaceae
Exons: 3
Coding region: 207-662 (151 amino acids)
Source: RefSeq, a predicted model, not a curated record
GCUUCUUCCAAGCACUUGACAGGACCAGAGCAGUAACCGCGGGUCGAAUCGACGUAGCCACGGUAGCUCUUCGUCGUGCAUAUAAGUCAUCCGUCCUCCAAUUUCUCUUUCUUCCCCUACCACAAACCAACUGUAGCUUCAUCCAACAAGACCAUUCUCAUCAACAACACCUCAAUCACCUCACAACUACACACAUCUCAAUCACAAUGGCCACUCUACACUACCUCCCACCUGUCAAGCCCUCCGCCAUCGCCCUAGGCGUCGUUUUCAACCAAGUCGCCUCCGUCGGCGUUCUUGCCCCUCUGUUCGGUGACACCUACCAACGCGCCAAGGCCGCCGACAGCAAGGAAGAGUUCUUCAAGAGCAAGGAAGCUGCCACCGCGGCUGCGAGCUGGGGUUCAUCCCUUGUUGGUUCAGCCAUUCAAACAUACGGUGUUGCUGCCCUCAUCAAUGCCACCGGUACCCUCAGCUACAAGGGAUCCGCCUACCUAGGCAGCUUGAUCUUCAUGGCUUCCUACUCUCCAUCUCUCGUCUCCGCCGUUGUCACUGAGAACCGACCCCUCGAAGUCGUCGCUGUCGGUGUUCUGUCUCGUCUCGCAGAAACCGUCGGUCUCAGCAUGUUCCUCACCUACUGGGGCACUCGAACCAACCCAUUCGACUAGAGAAUUCGCAGUCUAAAUGAUUCAGAAACGAAGGAUACUGGUGACAUAGUUGAUCUCAUUGGACUCACCACUCCUCAAAAUUGAGUGUGAGAGGCGCAUCAGGCUAAAGUUGAUGGCCGUUAUGUAUUCAUAAUCGUACAACAAUGAUGAAAAUCACCAAGCACAAUUGCCUCAUUUUCCAGGAGCCCAUUAGACGCAUUCGUCGUAUGUCUGAUGUUCAUUGUUCAA